Messenger RNA from Paracoccidioides brasiliensis Pb18, 4176 nucleotides. RefSeq lists its product as uncharacterized. The record is from RefSeq and is a predicted model, not a curated record. The transcript has 10 exons. The coding region runs from base 1 to 4176 and encodes 1391 amino acids.
AUGGCUUCCAACCUCCAAGUCCCUCCGGCCGAAAACCACAUCAUCGGGAACGACAGGUUUCCCCUGAAUUCCUCCAAUGAUGAAGCUGCUCUCUCCCCCAUGUCAAAGAAAAUUCUCGAGAAAUUUGCUAUUCCCCUUGCCCCUUUAACCCUGAAUAAGGACUUUCGCAUUGCUCCCACGCUGAUCUCCCGCCCCCCUGAUUCCGGCUUUGAUACUAGCGGGCUUAAUUUUCAUUUUGCGAAACCCAAGCUUCCAACUUCUAACUUCACUUCACAUUCGAAAGCUCAACACAGUGCUUCAAUUCCAAGUCCCUCAACUACCCCCAGAGUCAGCCUUAAUUGCCCUACAGAAAUCAGCCAUACUCGUGCUCAGGUUAUGGACUCUGACUUAAGCUAUGCCCCGGCUUGUCUGAAAGAGCAUACUGGUAGCAGCAGCAGCAGUAGCACAAGCUACUCAUCAAAAUCACACGACGUUCAAGGCACUGCUGAUCUAUCUCUUGGGCCAAAUUCUGGGAUUCUCUGCGUUUCAGAAAAAAGUUCUUGCCUCUCGGAACGUGGGAUUCGAGAUGAGGAUUCUCAGCUCGACAUGGGAGCCGUUGAGGAAGACUGCGAUUUGCCAGCUUCGCGAAAUGGGAACAAAGAAUUGAAGACUCAAGACGAGCCCACGAAGAAAGGUCCAUCGCAUCUCGGUAUCAGCUCACCAAGCACCAGCAAGAGUCGCAGCAGAGAGCCAAAUUCACGUUCUCCACAUCCGCUACCAAAGGAUACUAGGCCACGAUCGAAACUAAUGUCAAGUUCAAAGGUCGCAAAACAGUCGUUGUCUCCAGCGGCUGGCCGCAUUAACGCUCCCACAAAACUGGUUGCGCCCCAGAAAGAGCCCUCAUAUACAUCUCAGACAUCGGAAGAGGAUCUCUUUUACAUGUUGAUCCGUAAGUUGAAAAAAAGAGAUGAGGCGGAAGCAGCAACCACUGCAAUAAAGGAGCGCAUGGAAAUAGUUAUAGAUGAAUUAACCCAAGAAAAUGAUAACUUGCGCUGCAAAUUGAGGGAUGUGGGACUCAUUUGCAAAAAUCAGAAAGAACAAAUCAACGCUCGCAACUCCCUUGUUGAACGCUGGAAAGAAAAAUUCAGUAAGUUGCGGGGAUUCGUAACGAGCGUGGGAAACGAUUUUGAAAUUCUCCGAAAAGAAGGACAACUUCUCAAAUCUUCACAAGACUCAUUGGUUCAAGAGAAAGAACAUAUUAACGAGACCCUGAAGCUAAUGCACGAUAACACCGACCAGUUGAAAAUACGUUGGGACCAGCAUCGGGCAACAAUUUCUGGAGUGCAGCAUGAAUGUAGGUCGUUGGAGAAGUCUCUGUCCACAGAGACUGCAAGGUGUGCUGACGCUGAGAAGCUCAUUUCUCUGGAGAGAAGUCGCGCGGCCAUGCUUGAGAACUACAUAAAGAAUUAUGCUAAUAGGAACCAAAAGCUAUCGGCGGAGAUCCAGCAACAGCAGUCCCAAACGAUAACAAAAAUUGAUGAAAUUUACAGGCAUCUUGAGGGUAGCUGGAAUGUCUCUCAGUCUUCAAUGAAAAAUGAAAUAGAAUCAGGAUUUAGCUCGUGUCUUUCCUUAUUGAAAUCACUUACUCAACAGGAGUCUGUGAAACGCCAAGACCUAGAGAGCGUUGACAAUGCAAUUCGAGAUCUCUGCACUCAGCUCAGUUCGUCCGUUGACGUGUCUCACAAACGCUUGGAGACAGCAUCUGACUUACACACUAACUGGGUGCAACGGAUAUUGACUCAACUAACAGAGCUAGAGACGGCCAUAAGUUCCAGUGCAGCAACUUUUGGUCAACUUGUAGAAGCUCGAGAAUUGAACGGAAGCCUUCAAGAGAAGCUCAAAGCGGUUGAAAAGGAUCUAGCUAGAGUAUCUGUUGAUUGUGAGAGACUCAUUUCGCAGGAAGAAACCUUACAGCGACAUAUUAGAGAUCUAGAAAAUGAGAUUGCGUCACUACGAAAGGAUGGAGGUGGGAAGAAUACCCAGCUCAAAGAUGUCGACAUGUCUUCGGAGCUUCAGAUCCAACUUGAGGCCACCUCAGCAGCGCUUAUGGAGGUAACAGAUGGGAUAAAAACAAAGGAGACCGAAAAGCAGGAGAUGGAACUCAAGUUAGCUGAGACUGUUCGAAAGUUGGAGGGCGCAGUGGGUGAAAUUGCAGAUCUCAAGAACGAAAAGUUCAAGAUUCAGGAGGAGGCCCAAAGGACAGAGCAGCGGGUGCGGAAAGAACUAACACGGGCAAAUUUAGCGGCGAAAGAUCAACAUAAAGCAUUUUUCGAGCAAGAGAGGCAUAAACUCAGACGUGAAAAGGUUUUAGCGGACAAAAAGGCUCUGAAAACAGCAGAGGAACUAGCCAAAACUAAACGCACACUGCAUGACGCGGAGAAGUGCAAAGAGAAAAUUAUUGAGAAGAUGAAUUUACAACAGGUGGAAAUUGAUAAUUUGAAAUUGGCAUCCUCCAAAGUGGAUUCGGAUAUUGCCAGAGAGGCAGAGAAGUCAAAGGAAAGUUUUUCAUCUGCAACAAAAGAGCUACAAAGUGCAUAUGAUCAACUUGAUGGUGUAUCGAAAGAGAACGAAGAGCUGAAGCACGAGAUAUCCGAAUUACGUAUAAAGCUAGCAACGCAACAAGAACAAGAAAACAUGCAGGAAGCGUUGGAGGUCCUUCAGUAUGAGAUUUCAGAGAAAGAUUUAAGCUUGCUGUCCCUAAAGGAAGAAUUAUCAAAAUCGGAGGAGAACUCUAAGAAGGUCUCAAGUUUGCAACAAGAAGUGCUUGAUAAAUAUGCUGAUAUCGUAAUUUUACGAGAGAGGUUGAAUAGUGUAACUUCAGCGAACGCUGUAAUCACAAACUCGCUGGAAAAGAAAAACGAAAAGCUGGCUGCUCUUGAGCAAAGAAUGGAAACAUCCGGGAAAGCCGAUGCCGAAAUUUCGAUUCUAAGGAGGGAGGUUGAACAAAUGGAUAGCGAAGUUUCACAACUUCGAUCUCAGAUUCAAGAAGCCGACAGUCUGUUUGCAAAGGCAGAAAAUAUUCUGAGGCAGCUUGGGGUUAUCGGGGUCGAAGAAUCAUUACGAGAUUGCUCCGACGUGCUACAGACGCAAUUAAGACUGAUAACUGGAGGGACAGAAGGUGGACAACAGCUAGGACCAACAGCAUCGCAGCUUAUCAUACCUAUGAGGACCUCAUCGAAGCGACAAAGCACAACCAGAAAACCUACCAUGUCGUCCACUUAUGCUGAAUGUACGGGGCCUGGUUCGGCCACCAGAGAAAGCAAAACAAUUGAGUUAGUUUACCGAACACGGAGCGUUCGGGAAAAUAUUUCCUCUCCUUUCAGGACGCCUUCUAGACAAGAAGGUGGUAGUAAAAGACAGCCAACGACUUCUCGCUCCGAUAUCAAGCCUUUCUCUCGACUUCAGAAUGAUUUGACGCUAGAUGUGUCCCCCCGAGAGCAAACAUCACCUAUGUCUGAAUUUACGGAUUUGAACGCGCUCUUUCCGUCAACACCUAUAAAUGUCAAGGAUAUCAGCACCCGCGAAUCACAUACGGCACUUUCGCAAGAAAUCCUGACUGCCGAUAACUCCCUCUCUUCGUGCCGUGGACGGACUAAUCCACAUGGGAUAAGUGUUCCGUCAAUUUCAAAUGCAGUUAAUGAUGUUAUUCUUGCUUCCCGCUUGGGAAAAGAAGCUAAAGAUGCCCGUGAGGGCAUGACUCGCACCCAACCUAAAACAGCCAUCGGGGCGCAAAAAAGGAAAGAGAUGGCCGAUGGCGAAUCUCAAGUUAUGGACAACGCAGCUGAUUGUCAAAACCCCCCUGAGAAGCUGCCACGCAAAGGGAUUCUCAAAGAAACAGUGAAACUUAGCUCGUCUACGAAGUUAAAUGAUAUUAAGACUCCGCCUCACGAAGGAGAGCUGGGCGGAAAACCGAUCCGCCCUAGUUCCACAAUAACAUUUAGGCGACCGUCUCGCAAAUCAAAAUACUUCAAUCCAACAAUGAGUCCGACAGCUUCUAUCACUGCUAAGGUGGGCAAAUGUGGUAGUACAGCCAAUAAGUCGAACACACCAGCCGGGAGGGCGAGGGAAAGGCCUCGAAGAAGACCACGAGCAGGUGAGCUUUACAACAACAGGUUCUCCCAGAAAACCCCUGCAUAA